AUGUCUGGGAUCCCCAUUCUUCCUCCCACCGGUGAGCCUGCCGAGUACAACAACAACUACAUUCUUUACUGGAACAACCUCGCCCUGGACUUGAACCGACUGUCUCACUCCCUGGCAGCAAACCCCCAAGUUGGCCCCGCUGCCUCGUCCCGGGUGCUUGGUGUCUUGCACCUUGCCAUCCAUGACGCCUUUUUCGCCAUCCACCCUCCGGCUGACGAGGCCUUCACUCCAUACCUCCCUGAGCUGCCACCCCACGAUGGCUUGACUGAAGCACGCACCGCCGUAGCAGCUGCCGCCAUCACCGUCCUUGAGGCUCUGUACACGACACCCUCGCCAAGCAUCGCCAGGAAAACGACCUUUGCCCUGAGGCAGAUGAUCAGCCAGUCCAUUGAUCGCUUCUCCAACCUGGAUGCCAGACUUCCCGAGUACCAAUUCGGCGCCAGCAUUGCCAGGGCCAUCAUCGCGCUUCUCAUUCCUCCCAGCGACCCCGGCGUCGGCCAGGGUGCUUACCGCCCCAAGGACGGUCCCUACAAGUUCCGCCCCGAGCCCAACCACCCAGUCAGGCUGAUCCCCAUUGACCCCAACAACCCCAAUGGUCCCAAGCAGGCCGUGGCCGAGUCAUAUGCCCCCUUUUAUGGCAACGCCAGACGGUUCGCCGUCCAGACUGACAACCACCUCCUCGCCGACCCCCCGGCUGGUGCCGAACGAGAGGACCCCGUCGAGGACAUCGACUCGCUGCUCUACGCGAUCCGCUCGGGCGCCCUCCCGGACGACAACCGCAACCGCCGCAGCCCGGCGCAGUCGGUCACGGGAUACUUUUGGGCCUACGACGGCACCAACCUGAUCGGCACCCCGCCGCGUCUGUACAACCAGAUGCUGCGCAAGCUCGCCUUUGAUCGCCGCCCGGACCAGUCCGACAUCAGCAGCGACGCCAACACGGCCGACUUUGCCCGGCUGUUCGCCCUCUGCAAUGCCGCCAUGAGCGACGCCGGCGUCUUUGCCUGGCGCGAAAAGUACACCUUUGAGUUCUGGCGGCCCCUGAGCGGCAUCCGCGAGCACCCCUCCGGUCUGGGCGACCCCUUCUUCCAGACCGUCGGCAGCCCCGAGACCAACAACAACGGCAUCAACUUCAAGCCCCCCUUCCCCGCCUACCCGUCCGGCCACGCCACCUUUGGCGGCGCCACCUUCCAGAUGGCCCGUCUGUACUACAAGCAGCGCGACAACCUCGACUUCCCCGACGACGGCGCCGACGACAUCUCCAUCGAGUUCGUGUCGGACGAGCUCAACGGCAUCAACCGGGACCUGCGGGAGGACUACGACGCGUCGCGCCCCAUCACGGAGCAGGUCGGGACGGUGCGCACGCGCGUGCCCGUCAGGUUCGAGUCGCUGUGGUCGUGCAUCCACGACAAUGCGCUCUCGCGCGUCUUUUUGGGCGUGCACUGGCGCUUCGACGCCUUUGCCGCCCAGGACGUCCUGGUGCCCAACCCGAACCAGGAGCCCAGCGAGGGGCCGUACCAGCUCAACCCGGACGGGUCGGACAAGUACAAGCCCGCGGCCGAGGUGAAGUACGAGGCGCGCGCCACCAGGUUCGACAGGGAGGGCUUGUUCCCCAUCGGCGGUGUGCCGCUCGGCCUGGGCAUCGCGGACGAGAUCUUUGCCGCGAACCUCAAGCCUACGCCCGAGGAGGCCCAGCCUGGCGGUGCGGGUGUGAGCCAGACUCAGUGGCUGAAGGACCAAGUUAAGCAAAAGACGCUGGAUGGAGCCAACGGAUCCAAUGGGACCAAGUAA
Pyricularia oryzae 70-15 is the source of this 1788-nucleotide messenger RNA. Its product is annotated as vanadium chloroperoxidase. The transcript has a single exon. Lineage: Eukaryota; Fungi; Ascomycota; Sordariomycetes; Magnaporthales; Pyriculariaceae. Bases 1 to 1788 code for a protein of 595 amino acids. Gene Ontology annotation, molecular function: peroxidase activity. The record is from RefSeq and is a predicted model, not a curated record.